AUGGCGGAUUCGGACCUCUACCAACUCGAAUUCCUCUCACUCAUUAACAAAAUCACCCAAGAGCUCGACAAUCAUGUUGGUGUCAAUGACAAAACUGUUGCCGAGUUUAUAGUCGCUCUACAUGAAAGUUCGGGAAAAAGUCUGGCUAACUUCAAGGCGAAGUUACAGGAAAAUGGACUCUCACCCCCUGACUCUUUCGUCGAAACUGUAGACCGCCUUAUCCUAACUUUGCACCCUAAAUACAAGAAGCGCCAGGUGAACAAGUCUGCUAAAGCUAAAGGAAAAGCAAAGGCAAAUGACGACGAGGUGUCGGACCUCGAGCUCAAAAGGCGCAUGUUUCCUGGACUAGCUAUGAAGGAUAAGGAGGUCCCACCCGCAGUAUCUGAGGAUGACUUCUUGAAGGAGCUUGGUGAUCUGGUAGCAGGAAAGAAAAGAGCUGCGUCGCCUAACAUGGAUGCCUCACCGAAACGAAGAAGACCAGACUUGUCACCACCACGUCGAGGUCGUAGUCGAAGUCCACGCCGUGGAGAUGGAAGGGUCAAUGAUAACUUUGGAGAUGGAAGGGAUGCAAGAUAUGGGGAUGGCAGAAGCGAUAGAAAUGGCUAUAGAAAUGGAGGCCGCCGUCAACUCGAUGAAAGACCCGUUCUUUUCAAAAUCUAUGAUGGAAAGGUAUCGUCUCUGAAAGAAUUUGGCGCUUUUGUGACACUGGAAGGCGUCGCGGGUCGAGUAGAAGGUAUGGUCCACGUCUCUAAUAUACAAGUUGGGGCCAGAGCCAAUUCUGCUGCCGACUUACUGAGUCGAGGACAGCAUGUUAAAGUGAAGGUCAUGAGCGUUGCGGGUAACCGUAUUGGGUUAUCUAUGAAGGACGUUGACCAAGCUACUGGCAAAGAUUUAACUCCCCACCUACGCAUCAAGUCGGAAGCUGAGAUGGAAGAAGAGCGCAUCCGGGCGGAACGCGCUGCCUCAUCUGGUGCCAACGCAGUACCAUUACGCUCCAAAGAAGAUAGUGCUCCUGUCCGAUCUGCAAAGCGCUUAACGUCUCCUGAACGAUGGGAAAUUAAGCAACUCAUUGCUUCCGGCGCUAUUGAUGCCUCAGAAUAUCCCGAUCUGGAUGAAGAAUACAACAACCCGAUGGCACAUGCUGAAAUAGAGGAAGAGCUAGACGUGGAGAUUCGCGAGGAUGAGCCGCCCUUCCUUGCUGGCCAAACGAAGCGGACUCUGGAUCUUAGUCCUGUUAAAAUUGUCAAGGCUCCAGAUGGAUCACUUAACAGGGCUGCACUUGCAGGCGCUUCAUUGGCAAAGGAGCGACGAGAAUUGAGGCAGCAAGAGGCCAACGAAGAGGCUGAUUCACAAGCACGGGAUUUCAGUCAACCUUGGCUUGAUCCUAUGUCCAAAGACAGUGACAAAAUUUUUGCCCAAGAUCUACGGGGCAACCUGAAAGGACAAAAGGCAGGAGACGUCCCGGCGUGGAAAGAGUCAAGUUUCAACAAAACUACGACAUUCGGGCAGAUUACCAAUCUCAGUAUACAAGAUCAACGAAAAAGCCUUCCUAUCUACAAACUCCGCGAACCAUUACUCAAAGCUAUCGAAGAGCAUCAAGUUCUUAUAGUCGUCGGCGACACUGGAUCAGGGAAAACAACGCAGAUGGUACAAUAUCUAGCAGAAUCAGGUUAUGCUGACCGAGGGCGCAUUGGUUGCACACAACCCCGACGUGUAGCAGCUAUGUCUGUGGCUAAACGUGUCUCGGAAGAAGUUGGAUGCAGACUUGGUCAAGAGGUCGGGUAUACAAUCCGUUUCGAGGAUUGCACAAGCCCCGAAACGCGAAUCAAAUACAUGACGGAUGGUAUGUUGCAGCGCGAGUGCCUAAUUGACCCUCUGUGUAGCAGCUACUCUGUUAUCAUGUUGGACGAAGCUCAUGAACGGACAAUUGCUACCGACGUUUUGUUCGGUCUUUUGAAGAAGGCUGUAAAGCGACGCCCUGAUCUUAAACUCAUUGUUACAUCUGCAACUCUUGACGCCGAAAAGUUCUCAAAAUACUUCUUUGGUUGUCCCAUCUUCACGAUCCCUGGUCGAACAUAUCCUGUUGAGAUUCUAUACACCAAGGAGCCUGAAACCGAUUACUUGGAUGCGUCUCUCAUCACCGUUAUGCAAAUUCAUUUAUCAGAACCUCCAGGUGAUAUUCUUCUUUUCUUGACAGGUCAAGAGGAAAUCGACACAUCCUGCGAGAUCCUCUUCGAGCGUAUGAAGGCAUUAGGCCCUAAAGUUCCAGAGCUUAUUAUCCUUCCCAUUUAUUCCGCCCUUCCGUCCGAAGUGCAAUCGCGAGUGUUUGAGCCCACACCCCCUGGUGCCCGUAAAGUCGUCAUUGCCACGAACGUUGCCGAGACUAGUUUGACGAUUCCAGGUAUCUAUUAUGUCAUCGACCCAGGUUUCUCAAAGCAAAACGCCUAUGACCCUCGAUUGGGAAUGGACUCACUGGUGGUCAUGCCCAUCUCGCAAGCUCAAGCCCGACAACGUUCGGGUCGUGCAGGACGUACAGGCCCUGGAAAAUGUUACCGCCUCUACACAGAAGCCGCUUACAGAAACGAAAUGUUGCCCAACUCCAUUCCCGAUAUACAGCGUACUAAUCUCGCGGCUACGAUUCUACAAUUGAAAGCCAUGGGCAUCAAUGACUUGCUCAGUUUCGAUUUUAUGGAUCCUCCUCCUGCGCAGACAAUGUUAACAGCGCUCGAAUCUCUUUACGCGCUGUCCGCUCUGGAUGACGAGGGUUUGCUAACGAAACUAGGGCGCAAGAUGGCAGAUUUCCCUAUGGACCCCCCAAUGGCAAAGAUGUUGAUUGCGUCCGUUGAAUUGGGAUGUUCAGAGGAGAUAUUGUCUGUUGUAGCGAUGCUAUCCGUCCAAUCUGUAUUUUAUAGACCGAAGGAAAAACAAGGACAAGCUGACUCAAAGAAGGCCAAGUUCCAUCAGCCUGAAGGAGACCACUUGACACUGUUGACGGUAUAUAAUGGAUGGAAGGCAGCCAAUUUCUCAAAUCCGUGGUGUUAUGAAAACUUCAUCCAGGCCAGAAGUAUGCGAAGGGCGCAGGAUGUGCGCAAACAAUUGUUGGGUAUUAUGGACCGAUAUAAACAUGACAUACUUUCUUCUGGAAGAGAUUAUAACCUUGUACGUAAAGCUAUCUGCUCUGGAUAUUUCAGGAACGCGGCCAAAAAAGACCCUCAAGAGGGUUACAAGACGCUUGUCGAGGGAACACCGGUUUAUAUCCAUCCAUCAUCGGCAUUGUUCAACCGUAACCCGGAAUGGCUCGUGUACCACGAAUUAGUUCUGACGACUCGCGAGUAUUGUCAUAACGUCACAGCUGUCGAACCCAAAUGGCUCGUGGAGGUGGCACCUCAGUUCUUCAAGGUCGCUGACGCCAACAAGAUCAGUAAACGGAAGAGACAGGAGAAGAUCGAGCCGUUGUACAACAAGUACGAGAAGCCGGACGAGUGGCGGUUGUCCAAGAUCAAGAGGAGUGCGCGCUCGAGUCAAACGUUUGGUUAA
This is a messenger RNA of Psilocybe cubensis, 3537 nucleotides long. RefSeq lists its product as uncharacterized. Gene Ontology annotation, molecular function: ATP binding; RNA binding; RNA helicase activity. The transcript has 6 exons. The record is from RefSeq and is a predicted model, not a curated record. Gene Ontology annotation, cellular component: catalytic step 2 spliceosome; intracellular anatomical structure. The coding region runs from base 1 to 3537 and encodes 1178 amino acids. Gene Ontology annotation, biological process: mRNA splicing, via spliceosome; spliceosomal complex disassembly. NCBI's taxonomy places the organism in Eukaryota, Fungi, Basidiomycota, Agaricomycetes, Agaricales, Agrocybaceae.